This is a messenger RNA of Anarrhichthys ocellatus (wolf-eel), 1942 nucleotides long. It is a transcript of the gene ccl44, whose product is annotated as chemokine (C-C motif) ligand 44. Gene Ontology annotation, cellular component: extracellular region. NCBI's taxonomy places the organism in Eukaryota, Metazoa, Chordata, Actinopteri, Perciformes, Anarhichadidae. The transcript has 5 exons. The record is from RefSeq and is a predicted model, not a curated record. Gene Ontology annotation, molecular function: chemokine activity. The coding region runs from base 60 to 440 and encodes 126 amino acids. Gene Ontology annotation, biological process: immune response.
GGGAGAGGUGACAUAGUAGAUUAUCCUCCUCUCCUCGCCUCCUCUCUGCCAUUCUCAUCAUGUUCAUGCUGCAGAUGUUGACUGUUAUCUCUCUGACUGUUAUUCUCCUGGCAUCUGUGGAAGGUAAUGGCGUGCAGAUGCAAAGAGAUGUCCAGUGCUGCAUGUUGUACUCCCAGGGCAAGGUGCGUACCAAGGAUGUCUUGCGGUUUGAGGUGCAGACGGAGGGGCCAGACUGCAGUAUACAAGCCAUCAUUCUUUACACGAAGAAGGCGGUGAAGUGUGCAGACCCCAGAGACCGGAAGGUGAAGAGGUUGCUGAGAAAGCUCCUGCAGAGACAGAGAACCAAGGACCACCGAACCAUGUGGCUUCUUCCUCAUGACAACCUGCCCGUCAUGUCAGAGGACAAGAAAAAUAACUGGGCGGUUCUCAAUGUGGAGUGAUAGAGCGCCGUCAGAUAUGGAGGAAAACUCAUAGUCAUAAGCCAAGUAAACUUUCAGCAGCUCGUCAUUUUACAAGGCACAGCUUGCUGGCUCUCCAGUCGUCUCGUGUCUCCCUCUAUCUACACUAUCUGUCUCCCUGGGACCAGACCUGGGCAGCAAUACAUUUAAAUGGCUUUAGAUAUUUAAACAUGAACUGUGCUUGAAAUAUUCUCAAACACGUGGCUGGAUCAGUCUCAAAAGAGGUGUAUUUACUUGUAAGAUAAGUUGAAUUGAUUUCUUUUUGUUUUUAUGGCUCAUACUGUUAUUUGCCAGAGUUUGCCUGGAAAAGUCCCACUCUGCAACAUUACUUCUCGUGAGUGAUGUGAAAAAGGUGUAAUUAAGCAAACGAUAAACAAGCAGUGAUUUUAUUGUAUAUGAUAUAAGAUACUCUAUGCUUAUUUGUGACUUGUAUACCUUCGGUAUCGUGUUUAUAACACUGCACACACUGUUAGACAGGUGAAAUCAAAGUGGGAUCAGAGAGAAGAUUUCACCUGGAUACAACUUCCUGUGUCACAUAAAGAGCAAAUGUUCCUGAUAUUUUGUCCACUCUAUGUAUCGACUGUUGAAAACCCAUAAAACCCCAGUCAAUCUUUGUAAAUGAGGCCUUCGGGCAUCUAUCAGAGAUUUAAAUGUCUUAGCAUUUGCAGUUUACGUUUGUCCUUUCCACCAAUAGUCCGUCACUAAACUAUGCCAAAGUAUUCAUGAUUCAAUUCAUCACAUGGCAAGGCUGUUAAAACUUAGAGGGCUCAAUUGUGUGUGCAGCACACAAGUAUUGUAUUGUAGAAGAAUGCUGUAUGUUAUCUCAAGUGAACUAUUUUAUAAAUUAAUCUGAAAUAAUAACUGGAGCUGCCUCACUGUCUUUUUCUGUGUAUCUUCUGUGUCUGCGUGUGCAAAUGCAGCUGAAGUAGAUAUAGAUAGAUAGAUAGUUGAAGAAAGAAAUAAACUUACAGGCAGUUAUAGCAGAUAGGUACUGGUGGCUCAAGAGCAAAGAAACAUAUAGCGAAAUUACAACAAUCUGAAAACUGACUGGGUUGAUGAGGAAAUUAAGUGCAGGUGAUGAGAUGGGCGGGGACACUCAGGUGAGAAGAAUGAGGCGAUUACUAGGCAGAUCAAAUCAGAGAGUUCUUUCCGAUAGUUGGGCUUAUCCAUCCUUAAGUGUACUUUUGGGUUUAGUGCUAAUUAGUAAAUGUUAGCAUAACACACGCAAAACUAAACCAAUGAGCAUGGUAAACAUUGUAUAUUUUGUAUAUGUAAAAUGUCAUGUAUAUUUAUAUAUAUUAUGUUUGCAUUGUUACUGUGAGCACUUGUAGCAUGCUGUCGUUAUAGCACUUAGCCCAAAGCACCGCUGUGUAGCCUCACAGAGCUGCUAGCAUGGCUACAGCCUUGUUAUGAACCAACAAGUUAGAAAAAGGGGGUUUAAAACCUUGUUUACGUUAAGUAAAUACAUGAAAGCAUUAUCUAUG